Messenger RNA from Caenorhabditis briggsae, 735 nucleotides. The record is from RefSeq and is a predicted model, not a curated record. Lineage: Eukaryota; Metazoa; Nematoda; Chromadorea; Rhabditida; Rhabditidae. The transcript is spliced from 7 exons. Bases 1 to 735 code for a protein of 244 amino acids. Gene Ontology annotation, cellular component: membrane.
AUGACUAUUCCAAUUGACACACAGAAAUGUUGGAAAGCUCACAAUCUGUUACAACUCAGUCAGCUCAAAGAAGCACGUCUUUCGGAAACCACGACGGUCAAAAUGUUAUCUUUGCUUAAGGCACUGGCCAACAUUCAUGUUCUCCUUGGUAUUAUCAUGAUUGUGCUCAGCGGUUUGGCAGAUUAUACCAGUACACGGAUAAACACAAUUCGGUUGCAUGGACUCGAGGAGAUUUGCUCAUUCUAUUUUGUGCUAGUGGGGUUGGUCGGAAUUUGUGGUAGUGCUUCUUACCGCCGGGGACUUGUCAUCACCUAUCUGGUUAUGUGUAUUCACUCCAUAUUCAUUUUUGUGCCAGCGAUUAUAACAGUCUCCAGUUUUGAUAUUCAUUUCUAUCAGCAUGAAUGUUGGGGAGAGUGCGACUGGCACUUGCUUGCCACGUCACUUCCGACGAACAGCAGGUGUCAAAUCAUGUGCGGGGAUCAUGUCGAUGACGCAAUGAGGAGAAGGAUGACACGCCUCGGAACGGACUACCGUCUUGACGCCGGUCUUAUCUCAUUGGCAAUUCUCGAAUUCAUCCUUUCAAUUGUUACCUGUGUCGUUGCUUCAAGAACACUUUUCUCUCCAUUAAAGGAGCUUGGAGAUCAGGGAGCUUCUGGAGAAUUGACAGUCGAGUUGCAGCCACUGAAUCAAUCUGAAGAACAUACAGAUUCCAUUCCAAACGGAUCAACACAUUGA